UUAUAAUUUAUUAUUAAUCAAAUAUCAAAUACAAUUUUAAUUUUUUAUUAAAAUAUUUGUGUGAGAAACUCCAUUCACGUGAAUACUGUUUUUUUUCGAAUAAGUUACGAAUCAUAAAUCAAGCUCGUGAAAACAAAAAUCAGUGACAAAUGAGUAAAAAACGUGAAAAUUUGGAUAAUUCUCGAAGGUACAUCUAAGAAUUAUUAAAAAAACCCGACACCAUGGCGUUGGAAGACGAUCAACAGUUCUGUUUAAAAUGGAACAACUUCCAAGCCAACAUAACUUCGCAAUUCGAAACACUACGCUACGACGAGGAUUUUACAGAUGUUACGAUAGCAUGCGAUGGCCAGAGAUUACAGGCCCACAAGGUAGUUUUAUCAGCAUGUAGCCCUUUCUUUAAGGAACUCUUUAAGACUAAUCCGUGUCCACAUCCGAUUAUCUUUAUGCGCGAUGUGGAAGCUCAACAUAUCACGUCUCUGAUGGAAUUUAUGUACGCAGGGGAAGUCAACAUUGCUCAAACAAACCUAUCGACCUUCUUGAAAACGGCGGAAUCGUUGAAAAUUCGCGGUUUAACUGACACCGCAUCGGAUAUACACAAGAAGGACACUCAAGUAGAUUGCUAUAAGAACUCCAAACACAAAACGGAGAGGUCGAAGCAAAUAUCAUCGUCUACAGUCGUUACUUCUAGUCAAGAUGUUCCCGAGGUGUUGCCAAACGUUUCUAGUCCGCCGCCUAAGAAGAUGUGCAAAUCUGCUCCGGAGGCGGUUUCGGUUCAACAAGACGAUGGGGAAGAUCAGUACGGGUUUAGAGAUAAUCAGAAUGAAAGCAGUGGUAAUGAUCGAGAGAAAAAUAUUCAACCGAAGCUCGAAAGUCCCGAUUAUGUUGUUGAUGAUGACGAUGACAAUAUCGGAGAUAAUGAUAUUAGUAGAAUACCGGGGCUUUAUGUAUCGUCUGAUACCAGGGAAUUAUCAGGUGGAAUGGAGAUUAUACCUCAAACGUCUAAUUACCACGAAAAAGAUGAAAAUUAUGACACAUCUUUAUUAGCUUUCAAAUUUACCGGAAAAAAUUCAACCGAAAAUUGGCUAUCGAACAACAACAACCAAACCUUUCACUUACCCGACGAUUCUCCGCAAGACAGCGAACUGAAGCAAAAAUUGGUGAAGAUCGGAGAAGGGAUUGAAAUAUACGAAGACCAGCUGAGGAACCUCAAAUGGAGCGAUUACAGGAAACUAACCAGAGGUCUUGCCACCAUAUUAUUUAGUCCUGCCGAGUUGGCGACUUGCUCGGUCACAGGACAAAGGUGGAGUAGAGCAGGAAACGGGGAACGACCGGUAAAACCGGCCCUGGAUCGCGCUAAAGUCCAGGCUAUAAUAUCUUACGUAGCUAACAGGUUCCCUAUGGUAGAAAUAAGUAGGAUAAAGCAAGUGCUGGCGUACAAAUGCAAAGAGAAUUCUACAGCUUUUAAAAUGAAAGCCAUUCGAUAUUAUGGGGAACAACUGAACAAGUGAGAAUAUUUACCAAUGAAGUGUCAAAAUAAAUUACCAACUUAGAUAUUAAAACGGUAUUUUUUGUAAUAGUCAGAUAUUUAACACGUUUUAUUAAUUUAUAGGAAUGUUAUGGUAUGUUAUAUUUUGCGUUAUUAAGUUUUGUAAAAAAAAUAUUGAGUUGUUAAAUAA
This is a messenger RNA of Phyllotreta striolata, 1676 nucleotides long. NCBI's taxonomy places the organism in Eukaryota, Metazoa, Arthropoda, Insecta, Coleoptera, Chrysomelidae. The record is from the annotation of a GenBank genome assembly.